GCUUUAGUAGUACCAAUAAUUGGGGAAAUAAUUGGCUUACCAUUUACAGCGUCUUCUGUUUGUACUUGCCAUGUCGCACAACUGUGGUUGUUACAAGUUAUGGUGCAAGCGUUUGUUCAAACAGACAGCAUACGUUGAGAACGUGUAUCAUUCAUUCAUACAGAUCAUACACAAAUCACAAUUUUUGUCAAGUAUUUGUCUUAUACCCUUAUAAUAAAUUAUAAAUUAUCAGUUUAAACGGACGAUCGGCAUGAAUGGGUUUACAACAGUUACACUUACGGCGACAAAAUCAACCGAUUGUUUUUUGAAGUUCUCAAUACACCGGGAAAUUUCGAACGGAAUUUUUCAAGAAUCGAAAACACAAUCUCUAAGCCAUUCAAUAUGGUUUCAAGAACCACAAAAAAUAUUUAAACUCAAAACCUUCAAAGGGGACACAUACGUAUCAACAACAAUAUGCUAAUGUUUUGUUGUUGUUGUUGUUGUUGUUGGCACUCCGUCGCUUACGACGACGAGGGUUCCAGUUGAUCCGAUCAACGGAACGACCUACUCGUGAAAUUAACGUGCAAGUGGCUGAGCAAUCCACAGACACGUGUACCCUUAGCGUAGUUCUCGGGGGAUAUUCAGUGUGACAAAGUGUGAUAAGGAUGACCCUUUGAAUUACAGGCACAACAGAAACAGGAAGUAAGAGUGAGAGGAAGUUGUGGUGAAAGAGUACAGCAGGGUUCGCCACCAUCCCCUGCCGGAGCCUCGUGGAACUUUAGGUGUUUUAGCUCAAUAAACACUCACAACGCUCGGUCUGGGAAUCGAAACCGCGAUCCUAUGACCGAGAGUCCGCUGCCCUAUCCACUGGUCCAUUGCGCCUCCACGAUAAUGUUUAAAGGGAGAUAAUUAGACUCAGCUGCUAGAAACAUUUCAGAAAGGUGACGCGCUUGCGCAUUGAAAGUAUUUCCUGCUGCAUUUUGAUAUCCGAUUAAAUGUUUUCUUCAUUAAAAUCUCUUAAUCAGCUGAUAAUUCAUCUAUAAUAUUUAUGACACAUUUCUCAUCUACCAGAUACACACAUAUAUAACAACUCUAUCCCUUAUGAAACAUUUCCAACAUCAGAUGACAUUGAUGUAACAGAAGAAGCAUAUUCGAUAUCUACCUUGAUUUUAAAGACUACAAGAAAUUAUUAUACAAAACAGAUGUAUAACAUUGUUUCUACAAAUCAGUGACUGAAUUCCUGUGAAACAUUUCUGAACAUCACUGACUGAAGUAUCAAGAAGAGUAGCCCCUGUGCUGAUGAAACUUGGAUAAAUUUAUGUAAUUGUUGCUAGACAAAGGUAACCCUGGACAGAAAUACAGCAGUAAGAGCAUUUGUAAGGAAUAAAGUGUCAGAAUAAAGCAAGAAAAAUAUAUAAACUGGGAUUUGAGAGGAAAAUAAUGGAAAAGAGUGAGAAAAGUAUAGAAUUGAUUUCCUCUGAACCCCUGAUGAAAGAAGAAAGGAAAUUGUCAUAUGACCGUGAUGUCUGUAAAAAGGUCUUCUCCCUAAAAUGUAACCUAAUUUCCCACGAGCGUAUUCAUACAGGAGAUAAACCAUUUCAUUGUGAGAUCUGUGGUAGAUAUUUCUCACAAAGUGGUAGCUUAACUACACACAAACGUAUUCAUACGGGAGAGAAACCGUAUCAUUGUGAAAUCUGUGGUAAAUCUUUCUCUCAAAGUUGUCAUUUAACUACACAUGUACGUCUUCAUAAGGGAGAGAAACCAUAUCAUUGUGAUAUCUGUGGUAAAUCAUUCUCUCGAAGCAGUCACUUAGCUACACACAGACAUAUUCAUACAGGAGAAGAACCAUAUCACUGUGAAAUCUGUGGUAAAUCUUUCUCUCAAAGUAGUCAUUUAACUACACAUGUACGUCUUCAUAAGGGAGAGAAACCAUAUCAUUGUGAUAUCUGUGGUAAAUCAUUCUCUUGGAAGAGUCACUUAACUAUACACAGGCGUAUUCAUACAGGAGAAGAACCAUAUCACUGUGAUGUCUGUGGUAAAUCAUUCUCUGACAGUAGUUGUUUAACUACACACAUACGUAUUCAUACAGGAGAGAAACCAUAUCAUUGUGGUAUUUGUGGUAAAUCAUUCUCUGAAAAUGGUACCUUAAAGAAACACAAGCGUAUUCAUACUGGAGAGAAACUGUAUUCCUGUGAGGUGUGUGGUAAAUCAUUGUCUCGAAGUUCAUCACUAAUUACACACAAACGUACUCAUACAGGAGAGAAACCAUAUCAGUGUGAUAUUUGUGGUAAAUCAUUCUCUCAAAAUAGUCACUUAACUAGUCACAAACGUACCCAUACAGGAAAGGAACGGUAUCAUUGUGAUAUCUGUGGUAAACCAUUGUCUCGGAGUGGUUCAUUAGCUACACACAAAUGUAUUUAUACAUGAUAGAACUCAUGUAACUGUGAUGUCUGGUCGUGUAGAACAUCAGAUGACAUUGAUGUAACAGAAGAAGCAUAUUCGAUAUCUACCUUGAUUUUAAAGACUGCAAGAAAUUAUUAUACAAAACAGAUGUAUAACAUUGUUUCUACAAAUCUGUGACAGAAUUCCUGUGAAACAUUUCUGAACAUCACUGACUGAAGUAUCAAGAAGAGUAGCCCCUGUGCUGAUGAAACUUGGAUAAAUUUAUGUAAUUGUUGCUAGACAAAGGU
Octopus bimaculoides (California two-spot octopus) is the source of this 2669-nucleotide messenger RNA. RefSeq lists its product as uncharacterized. Gene Ontology annotation, cellular component: nucleus. Gene Ontology annotation, biological process: regulation of transcription by RNA polymerase II. Gene Ontology annotation, molecular function: DNA-binding transcription factor activity, RNA polymerase II-specific. The record is from RefSeq and is a predicted model, not a curated record. NCBI's taxonomy places the organism in Eukaryota, Metazoa, Mollusca, Cephalopoda, Octopoda, Octopodidae.